AUGGAGGGCGCAGCUUUAGACAAAGCGUAUCAUGCGAUGAAGUCCGCAGACACCGCCACAAUGAGCGGAGAUUAUACCAAAGCUGCUGGUCUACAUGAGGAGGCCGCGAAAUUUUUUGACAGUGCCGCGGAGGAGUCGCCCUCUAAUCCUGCCACUAGAGUCUUGGUAGAUAUGGCCGAACAACAGCGACGCAGAGCGAAAUAUUUAGCAAGCGGUAAAGCCAAACAAGAUGCGAAGAAAGUUGCAGCAGCAGUCGCGGCAAUUGUGCCAAGUCAGAGCCAGAUCACCAGCCAGAUCACCAGCCAGCUUGCUGCGGCAAGAGUCCCCGCGGCUCAAUUGAGUAUGCCGGGAGGGCUACCUUCUGUUUCCUCCACUCCUUCUUCGCAAACAACAGCAUUCUCGUCUGUCGCAAGCCUCCUGCCAUCGGUAGAAGAUGCGUUUAGCGAUUUGCAGUCCAAAGCUGCCGCCGCUUAUUCCCGUGCGUUCGAUCAGGCACUUUUGGCAGCUAGAGGCACAGAUCCCUCAGAAAGCUUUUACCUUGUCGGUACUCAAACAGGUCGUCCUACCGACCACGAUAUCCGGUCAAUUGAUUUGGGAGCACGAGUACAUGCUCUUGAAGCCGCCAAUCGAGCCCAGCAACAAGCGUUCAAAAGUGGCAUCCAACGGCUCCAGCGAGAGCUAGCACUACGCGAGCAGAGACUCAUCGAUGAACAUACAGAGGAAACGGACCGUUUGAGAGCCGAAAACGACCGGCUCAAUGUCCAAAUUAUCAAACUCAAAAGCCGGUGGGACGACCUGAAAGAGAGCGCUAAAAAGAGAUCAUCUGCUAAAACUUAA
Wickerhamiella sorbophila is the source of this 837-nucleotide messenger RNA. RefSeq lists its product as hypothetical. The record is from RefSeq and is a predicted model, not a curated record. The coding region runs from base 1 to 837 and encodes 278 amino acids. The transcript has a single exon. NCBI's taxonomy places the organism in Eukaryota, Fungi, Ascomycota, Dipodascomycetes, Dipodascales, Trichomonascaceae.